UUUUUUUUCAGUUACUAUACAAGACUCCGGUUGAUAAGUAAUUAAAAUGAAGAUUCUAUUCCUGACUGUAGCUCUUCUGUGUUUCACAUUCGCUUUCGCGGAUGAGCAUGGAGACGCAGCAAAAGAUAUGUCGCCGAUGGGAGGAAAAGCUGACGACCACAGUGAUGAUGAUGGGCAUACCCACGACGGAGAAGAGGCUGAUCACAGUCAUGACGACGACGAUAAUGAUGACGAUCAUGAUGAUGACAAAGACGAGGGCUACGGAGAAGGAUCUCGUGGUGGUGAUGAUGAAAGAACAAAAAUAAUGGAGUUCAUGAAAGAUUUGAUGGGAAAAAUGCCAAAAGGAGGCGAUGAUGACGGGAAAAAAAUGAUGGAGUUCAUGGGCAAGCUUCUCGGAUUGGUCGGCAAAGGCAGAGAUCAUGAAGAUGGCGAAGAUGGCGGUUAUGGUGAUGGUGAAGAUGGCGGGUAUGGUGAGGGCGAAGAUGGCGGGUAUAGUGAUGGCAAAGAUGGCGGUUAUGGUGAUGGCGACGAUGGCGGUUAUGGGGAUGGCGACGAUGGUGGUUAUGGUGAUGGCGACGAUAGCGGUUAUGGUGAUGGCGACGAUAGCGGUUACGGUGACUUCGGGAAGGGCGGGAAAAAAAGUGAUGUCGACGCUCUCAUGAAAAUCAUAACCGAAGUUUUAGAUCAACUUCUUCCAGGAGGUAAAGGUGGAUACGACAGUAAAGGAAUAAUGCAAACGGGCGGGAAAAAAAGUGAUGUCGACGCUGUCAUGGAAAUCAUAAACAAAGUUUUAGAUCGACUUCUUCCAGGAGGAGGAAAACAGUCAAGUCCUGCGAAAACAAUAACAGAACUGGCAUUAGGAGUUCUGGAUGGAUUGUUUCCAGGAUGGCAAAGUAAACAAGGUGGAUACGGCGGUAAAGGAAAGUUGGGGUUCGGUGGAAUGGAAUGGAAUCCAAGAAAGAGUGCUCAAACAGUGACAGAAAUUACAUUGGGUGUUCUAGACGGAUUACUUCCAGGAUGGCAAAGUAAAAUCGGAAAAGGAAGUUAUGGAGCUGGGGGAUACGGUAGUCAAGCAGCCGGACAUUACGGUGGGGUGCAAUGGAACCCAGCAAAAACCGCGCAGGGUGUCACAGAAAUGACAUUGGGUGUUUUGGAAGGACUAUUUCCUGGUUGGCGAAGUAAGAUUGGAAAAGGAAGUUAUGGAGCUGGAGCAUACGGUAGUAAAGCAUACGGACAAUACGGUGGGGUGCAAUGGAACCCAGCAAAAAAAGCGCAGGGUGUCACAGAAAUGACAUUGGGUGUUUUAGAAGGACUAUUUCCUGGCUGGCGAAGUAAGUUGGGAAAAGGAAGUUAUGGAGCUGGAGGAUACGGUAGUAAAGCAGCCGGACAAUACGGUGGUGUACAAUGGAACCCAGCAAAAAAAGCGCAGGGUGUCACAGAAAUGACAUUGGGUGUUUUAGAAGGACUAUUUCCUGGCUGGCAAGGUAAGAUGGGAAAAGGAAGUUAUGGAGCUGGAGGAUACGGUAGUAAAGCAGCCGGACAAUACGGUGGUGUACAAUGGAACCCAGCAAAAAAAGCGCAAGGUGUCACAGAAAUGACAUUGGGUGUUUUAGAAGGACUAUUUCCUGGCUGGCAAGGUAAGAUGGGAAAAGGAAGUUAUGGAGCUGGAGGAUACGGUAGUAAAGCAGCCGGACAAUACGGUGGAUUUCAAUGGGAUCCAAAACGAAACGCAGAGAAAGUUACAGAACUGACCUUGGGAGUUUUAGAAGGAUUGGCUCCAGGAUGGCAGAGCAAAUACGGUAGUAAAACAGCAAGACGUGGUGGAAUGGGUGGAUACGAUUAUAGUUCCAUGGGAGAAAAAGGUGGAUUCGAAGAUUGGAUGAAAGGCCGCGGGUGGGGAAAAGGUGGUUACAGUGGAAAGGGGGAUUUCUCUGAAAUAAUGAGUUCAGUGAUGAAAAUGUUUAUGGGAGGCAACGGAGGCGAAUGGCCAAAAUGGUAGAAAGAAAGAUAUAUUGCAAUAUUAAGUUAUGCCUACUUUCUUAUUGAGAGGUCGAUAUUAAAUUGUAAAAUUGCAUAUUUACUAUCAGAGCAACAAGAAGAAAAGUACGAAAUAGAAAUAUAAUUUGACCAGUUUUUAUCAAUGUUUACUUCGAUGUACAUUAUUUCAAGACUAUCAUGUUAUGCGCUAUAACUAUACCAUGAAAUUGAAUAAACAAUAUAACCGCCACAC
This is a messenger RNA of Styela clava, 2230 nucleotides long. Lineage: Eukaryota; Metazoa; Chordata; Ascidiacea; Stolidobranchia; Styelidae. The record is from RefSeq and is a predicted model, not a curated record.